Vigna unguiculata (cowpea) is the source of this 994-nucleotide messenger RNA. Its product is annotated as putative 2-oxoglutarate-dependent dioxygenase AOP1. The record is from RefSeq and is a predicted model, not a curated record. NCBI's taxonomy places the organism in Eukaryota, Viridiplantae, Streptophyta, Magnoliopsida, Fabales, Fabaceae.
AAUGAUGAUAUCAUGUUUUGAUUUUUGGAAGGGUGGAAAAACAGUAGAGGAAGGGAGUGAGGAGUGGAAGGAGAUGAGCAUGAAAGUGAGAGAAGCAUGUGAGAGUUAUGGUUGCUUCCUCUUGAGGUGUGAUGAGGUCUCCACUGAAGAGCUGUUUAAGAAUAUGAAAACAUUGUUUGAUUUGCCUCAGAAAACAAAGCAACAACACACAAGUCCAAAACCUUUCAGUAGCUUUAACUCGCAUAAAUUAGUGAAAACUAGCUAUGAAUGCUUUGCAGUCGAUGAUGUUCUUCUCUCAACAUCUCUGGAGACCUUCACCAACCGCAUGUGGCCUCAAGGAAACCCACAUUUUUGUGAGAUGUUGAAGGGUAUGAGCUUAAAGAUGACAGAGAUAAGCUUAGUGGUGUUGAAAAUGAUUGUGGAGGCUUAUGGGCUUCCCGAGCAUUACAUUUCAGAUGUUGAAAGCAUGAAGAGUUGUAGCCAGAUACGAUUGAACAUGUACAAGAGUGGUGCAAACAAGGGUACCUCUCACGAUGGUGGUCACACUGACAAAGACACCUUAACCGUUUUGUGCCAAAAUGAAGUUCAGGGUUUGCAGGUGCUUUCCAAAACAGGGGAAUGGGUUGACAUAGAGAUACCCCAGAAUUGCUUUGUGGUUAUUGUUGGUGAUGCAUUGAAGGCAUGGAGCAAUGGAAGGGUUCAUGCAGCGAUGCAUAGAGUGGAGGUGAGAGGAGAGAAAGAGAAAGAGAGAUACACUCUUGGAAUUUUUGUGGCACCAAAGGAAGAGAUGAAGAUUGAGGUGCCUGGUGAGUUGGUGGAUCACAAAGAUCAUCCUCUUCGUUAUCGUCCAUUUAAUUAUGGAGAGUUUCUCACUCACUUUUUUUCAACUCGCAACCAUAAUGCAAUUGAUGUGUUUGCUGAUCUUUGAGAGUCACUCAGUUCAUCAUUAUAUAUGAAUGUACCAUAUCAUCAAGUCAAAAUAAUACAAUAAGGA